Molecule: messenger RNA, 1384 nt
Organism: Plutella xylostella (diamondback moth)
Lineage: Eukaryota; Metazoa; Arthropoda; Insecta; Lepidoptera; Plutellidae
Source: RefSeq, a predicted model, not a curated record
CGGAAUAAUAAUAACAAUCUCGCGAUCCUUGACAUGCUGACAUUGACAUUUAGCAUAUGCUUCACAGAUUCAAUUCACAUUCAUUUGAGGAUUUGAGGUGAUUUGAGCUUAAUUUGAAAUGGCAGUAACAGAAGAUAUACUCCAUUCGAAAGAAAUAGCCACGAGUGCGAAAGAAAAAACGGAUGAUGUUGUUGUGUGUGAAGAUUUAGGUGACAGUGAUGAUAGCAGUGGCCACAACUCACGAGUGUUAUCAACAGUGUCGGGGGCACUCAACAGAAAUACUACCACUUUAUACGAGCAGGUAGCAGUUACAAAUUCAGAGAAUGUCCAGUUUGGCAACAACACUUAUUUUAAUGGACCUGUUACUAUAAAGCAAAUUGUUCAAAACUCAGGUCUCGAAAAUGACUCUUACGUCAAAACUGAAGAUGAAAAGCCCAAAAAUACCUUGGGCAAUGAUAUUUCUAAAGGCAGAGAUGUGUCUAAGCGUAAAUUUAGUUUCCAAAUAUGGCACAUUUUAGUUUUAUUAUUCGGAUGUCUGCUGCUAAUUGGAGUGGUAUGCUCUAUAUUACUAUCACCCAGUACCAGUGACCUUGUUGAUGCAUACAAUCAAUAUCCAAUCACUGAUUUGUAUCCAGGAAAUUCAACAGAAAUAUAUGCAGUGGUGAUGGGUUUUUGCUAUAUUUAUCUUACAUUGAUACUGACAAUGCCACUAAUAUAUUUCAUGGUUUAUAUAACAAAAUGGUGGAAUCAUUCAAGGCACAAAACCAAAUCAGAUUUUGAUUCUGUGUACUUUAUUAAAGGAGAUCCUUUGAUCAUAGCACCAUUUCAUCUGAGAGUUGUGCCGCGCUCUGAUUGGCUGGCUCAACCUCCGACCGGUGUACUGGACAAGAUCAGUAGCCCAAUACCGUGGGUGAUCAUCUCACACACCGCUACAGAAGGAUGCCAAAGCCAGAGCGAGUGCGUGCUGCGCGUGCGCAUCAUCCAGGACUACCACGUGGAGUCGAAGAAGUGGUUCGACAUCGCCUACAACUUUCUGGUCGGCGGCGACGGGUCAGCCUACGUCGGCCGCGGCUGGGACUACAUCGGCUCACACACUAAAGGCUACAACAAACUAAGCCUCGGCAUAGCCUUUAUAGGCACAUUCACCACCGAAGCACCGCCGCAGCAGCAACUCGAUGCUUGCAAAAAGCUAUUGAGAAUAGGUGUAGAAACCGGUAAGUUGGCCAAAGAUUAUAAACUGCUGGCGCACAGACAACUCAUGUCGACGGCGAGCCCAGGAGACAAGCUCUAUGAUAUUAUCAAGGAAUGGCCGCAUUUUGUUAAAGACAGCAAAGAAGUGGAGGCGUUGUUUGCCAACUGAGUUUUGGAGGGAUAAGACUGCUUA